ACCUCUUUGCCUGAUCUCAUACUUUGGGAUUUAUUAGGGUUUUUGUUUGGCCGAGCAUGAAAACUAAGGAAUCAAAGAUAGAAGCUGAGGAGGAAAGGUUGGACGAAGAAGACGAAGAGGAAGUCAGUUUGUGGAGCUGGGGAGCGGGUUCCGAGGGUCAGCUCGCCACCGGAACCCUUGAGGACCAGUGCGUACCUCAGCCCCUUCGCAGCAUCUCCUCGGUCCAUGGAAUCUCUCAGAUGGCAUGCGGAGGCGCUCACGCCAUCGCUCUAACCACCUUGGGAAGAGCGUUGACAUGGGGAAGAGGCACACGUGGCCAACUUGGCCAUGGAGAUCUGACAAAUCAUUUAAAGCCAAAAAUUGUUGAUUUUCAUGAAUGCUUUGUUAUAUGCCAUGUCUCUGCUGGGUGGAAUCACUCUGGAUUUGUCACAGACACUGGUCGUCUGUUCAUGUGCGGUGAUGGUUCAUUUGGGCAGCUCGGGAAUGGAGAUAAUAAGUCCUACAGCUUUCCUCAUGAAGUGCUGUUCUUUUUAUCAAAGCAUGUUGUGCAAGUGGCUUGUGGGAUGCGCCAUUCCCUUGCUUUGGUGACAGAGUCAUCUGGUAAUUCUGUAUAUGGAUACGGUUCGGCAAGACAUGGCCAAAUAGGUACACGGCCAUCUGGACAUAGAAGACUAAUUAACAUUCCACACUUAAUUCCUGGAUUUGAGGAUUCCAGAAUUGUUAAUGUGUGCGCCAAUGGAGAUCAUAGUGCUGCAUUAUCCGCUAACGGGCAGUUGUACAGUUGGGGCAGAGGGUUCAGUGGGUGCUCAGAUAGCCUCCAGCCUCAACUUCUGCCUUCACUGUUGAGAUUCUCUCAAAUUGCUCUCGGAUGGAAUCAUGCUCUACUGGUUUCUGAUGGUCAAGUAUAUAUGCUUGGUAGGAUGCUUACUUCUGUUCAGCAAACAAGUGGUGAGAAGCUUUGUCCUGAUAUGUCAGUUUGUGAUGAUGCUUCGGCUGCGCCUGCAUCUUCUUUACAAAGGAUAAUAUGCCUCGUCGAUGAAAGUGUCGUCGGCAUUGCAGCAGGUGCUGAGCAUUCUGCUGUAGUAACAGAUAAAGGAAGGAUAAUGACUUGGGGCUGGGGUGAACACGGUCAGCUGGGCGUAGGAAGCACAGAUGAUCAAAUCUCUCCUCAAAGAGUUGAAAUAGGAUGGAAGGGAUCAGAUUCCAAUCUUCUUCUCAGAGUUUACUGUGGGAGUGGAUUCACAUUUGUGGCUAAACAUGGUUAGGUUUUCAGACUUGCAGAGUGUCUUAAGGAUUAUAUUUUGAGUGGAUGCAAUUGUGUGUGGGUUUACUAUGGAGGUAAGAGCUUGUUAUGAAUAAUCUUUUGUCUGCUGAGGGUAUUUAUUAUUGUUUGUGU
Phalaenopsis equestris is the source of this 1396-nucleotide messenger RNA. RefSeq names its product ultraviolet-B receptor UVR8. The record is from RefSeq and is a predicted model, not a curated record. NCBI's taxonomy places the organism in Eukaryota, Viridiplantae, Streptophyta, Magnoliopsida, Asparagales, Orchidaceae. The coding region runs from base 57 to 1265 and encodes 402 amino acids. The transcript is spliced from 8 exons.